AUGGGAAUUGUGUUGUUGGAGGCAAACGUGACAGAAGGUUUGAUUAUCAUCAGCCCAAUUUCCAUUGCGAAGGGGAGAGAGAUAGAUAGACCCGGGGAUGACGGGCUAUACAGGGCAAAUCAUGUGAGACCCCCGUCCCCAGUUCAGAAAACGCGAAGGACGGAUAAAGAAGUCAAGGGCAUUGGGAUCACGCGGGAUAGGGACAACGAGGGGCAAGGAGGUGGUCAAGCGUUCAAUGAACCGAUGACCGCGUCCAGCAAAAGACCAGAAAUGACAGGAUGGGGAUAUAGAAGGAAAUUUGAGGGCAAGAUGAUGGCUGCGAAACGAACGGGGAAGGGAGAAACCAACUCACUCUACGACCAAAUACAUCCGCGAGUUUCCCGUACAGGGAGGCGAUUUGCGGUCGUAAAAAAGGAACCCGGUUAUUCGAAUGAAUGGCGGCGUCUCCUCUUGCUCAGCCAGACAAAGUCUGGAUUAUGUCCUUCCAAUUCCAUCGACCGGCACGGUCACUUCGGACCGGAGCUCGCCCUCGAAAAGGAAAGCCUAAGGCACGCGAUGGGGAAGAUUUGGGCGGUGCCAUAUUCGUCAGAAUUCCUCAUUCAGUGCGAGCGAUUGGAGGAAGGCGAGAAAGAGAGAGGCAAAAGGGGGACUUCUGGGCAGGAGCCCAGGACAUGUCAAAAGAAGGGCCCACAGAAUGACACUCACGCAAUCACAAUGUAUAGAGUCGUUCGGAACGAGAGCUGA
Acaulospora colombiana is the source of this 744-nucleotide messenger RNA. The record is from the annotation of a GenBank genome assembly. Lineage: Eukaryota; Fungi; Glomeromycota; Glomeromycetes; Diversisporales; Acaulosporaceae.